AUCAUCAGAAACCCUGCCUGGUAAACACUGCAAGCUCGCCCAAAAAGGGGUUUUAGAUUUUGCAGGACGAAGCGAAGGCGACGGAGAUAGUUCGCCUCUAACGAAACCCUACUCCGAUCUCUACAUUUCACCGGGAAAUGGAAGAAGGCACCGUGAGGCUGCGUGUGGAGUUCGAUGAUCACCUCCUCACCGAGUCGCAGAAGUCGGAAGGCUUCGUCCGUUGCUGGCUCCUCGUCCGCUCCGAUUUUACCACCGUCUCCGACGUCGCAGCUCACAUCCUUCGCACCUUCUCCCUCGAUGGAACCUGUCCCGAUGGGAUCAUCCUCUCCAUGGAUGACUUCGUUUUACCACUGUUUGAAUCGACAAGCAUAUUCAAGAAUAGUGAUAAAGUCAGGGUUAGCAAGAAAUUAGACAAAAAGAAGAAGCUUCUUGAGAUUGGUGGUGAAGCCUGUCAUAUACAAAAUUCUGAUAUUGUUGAAAAGAGGCCUAUUCUUUUAUGUGAUGAACUUCUCACUGUUCAAGAUUCUCAAGAGGAUAUAAGACUUUUUAUAGCUAUACCCUGCAAAAAUAAAACUAUAGAGAAUGCGUAUGCAGAAGAGGAAAGAACAACCAAUAUGCCAACUGAAGAAAUAAAUUUGAAAAGAAAAAGGAAGCAAUCGGAUGAACUACAGAACUCAAAGAAGAAGAAAUCUAAGCUUCACAGCUUGAAGCAGACUAGUACUACUGCUAACCUGAAAGAAAACAUACACCCUGAGCAGCAUAAAUCCCUGACCUUAGAGGGAGCAUGUAUCACGUCCAGUGGGGAGGAAAAAUUCAGCAAGUUAAUUACCUCACAUAGUGAUGAUGAUCAUAAGGAUUGGUCUACUACUAAAGGAAAGAGAAAGAAGAAAUUAAAACUAUACGACUCAAAGAAGACUAUUAUAACUGCCGAUCAAGAAGAAAACCUUCAUGCUGAGCAGCAGAAAAGCCUGGCCUUAGAUGAGGCACUCAACCUGUCCAAUGGAAAUGAAAUUUUUGAUAAGACCACCUCACAAAAUGAUGAUCAGAAUGAUUGUUCUAUUGCCACACAAGAGAGGUCUGAGCAUGUUGACAACUCUCACAAAAUCCCACCUGAACUUCAUACUGGUGACACAAAAAAGCUUCCCAGUAGGAGUGCUCGUCGUAAAAAAGCUAAAAGACAAUGGCGCAGACAGGCCGAGCAGAAAGUAGAGGAAGUGCAAGUUCAAAUACUAACAAAUGAUGAACAAAAUACAUCAUCUGACUAUGAAGCAGUAGAUGAGACUGCUGACAGAGAGGAAGAAAUCAUUCCUGUAAUUGUUAGACCUGGUCAUAUUCGGUUUGAAUCCCUAGAUGAUCAAGAACAUAAGAACACACAUUCAAAUGGACCAGGGGAGACUCUAAAAUGGAAUGGAACAAUUAGCAAAAAGAAGGGCCAGAAAUGGGGAAGGGAGAAAACAAUAGGCUGGAAUGAUGACCAAUAUACCGGCAGAACCUCCAGUGACAAUUUAAUCACUGAUAAGGAACAACAUGCAAAUGACCAGACAAACUUUGAGAGUCUUUUUCCUUUAACUCGUCUACCAAAGGAAGGUGACAUGCUUGUAUAUCGAUUGGUUGAGUUAUCCUCGUCUUGGUGCCCUGAGAUCUCUCCUUUUCGGGUCGGAAAAGUUUCAUCCUAUGAUCCUAUUUCCGAGAACAUUGUAAUGGUACUAGUUCCAGAAUAUCCAAUACUCAAAAAGGACAAAGACGCAGAGGAAUCUCCAUUGCAGGCUGACUCUGCAUUAUACAAUGAAGAUGGCUCUUUGGAGAUCAAGUAUACAUCACUUCUUGAUGUUCGUCUCUUCAAGGAACAGUACCCAGAUAGCUUGCAGAAUGAAAAGUCAGAUGUAGGAAGAUCAAACAACUGGGCUGUGGAGACUAAUUCUAAACAGUCAGCCACACCUCUUUCAGAUGCAGGACCGAGCACAGGCUGGGAGCAAAUCGAACUGGCACUGGAUGAGAAAAAGUCACAACUUCAGAACAGUGAGGUUGCAUCGAUGCCAAAGAAACAAAGCCACGAGAGCACUACUCCAUGGUCAUACAGGGCCCUGAGAAGGAGUGCACUAGGUCCGACUUUGGCAUUGCUAAGGAACAAUGGGAAUGAUGCUGGUCCUGUUGGCGAGAAUGCAUCAGCUGAGGAUUUCAAUACCAAGUGAAUCCUUUGAUCUACAAAUUUUCAUGGUUAGGCUACUUCUACAAAAUCGUUACAUGCCAUCAUUGGUGUAGCUGAGCAUGGAACUAGCUUUUGGCGUCUGGAACAUGUUCCAACCGACAGAAACUCCAGGCUGAGAAUUUCAUCAUGUAAUGAUUUUUGGUGUAGUCAAGCAUCAUCCUACUGUAUCAAGAGGGAUGCCAGGCUCUGCUAGCAUUUACUUUUCGAAUUCGUAAACCUGAAACUGAAUUUGCAUAUUACAAGUUGGUUGCCCUGGAGAUUUUCUUGGUUGGAUUUUUUUUUACUUUGGAUAAAUCCUUUAUUUUAGAAGGGGAGAAAAAUAAAUGAAAGGUGCAUUGUAUUUUCUGAGUUA
Messenger RNA from Zingiber officinale, 2561 nucleotides. Its product is annotated as coilin-like. Gene Ontology annotation, biological process: spliceosomal snRNP assembly. The transcript has 14 exons. Gene Ontology annotation, cellular component: Cajal body. Lineage: Eukaryota; Viridiplantae; Streptophyta; Magnoliopsida; Zingiberales; Zingiberaceae. Bases 138 to 2192 code for a protein of 684 amino acids. Gene Ontology annotation, molecular function: U2 snRNA binding; U1 snRNA binding. The record is from RefSeq and is a predicted model, not a curated record.